Messenger RNA from Brachypodium distachyon (stiff brome), 3608 nucleotides. RefSeq lists its product as uncharacterized. Lineage: Eukaryota; Viridiplantae; Streptophyta; Magnoliopsida; Poales; Poaceae. Gene Ontology annotation, cellular component: plasma membrane; cytoplasm. Gene Ontology annotation, biological process: regulation of exocytosis. The record is from RefSeq and is a predicted model, not a curated record. The transcript has 24 exons. The coding region runs from base 295 to 3366 and encodes 1023 amino acids. Gene Ontology annotation, molecular function: GTPase activator activity; myosin II binding; syntaxin binding.
AAGAAGGGAGAACGGAAGACGGUCCUCCUGGACAUCUUUUUAAGCCAACCAACCUAAUCCUUAACUGUCCUCCAGACACACAAACUCCUCCCCUCCCUGCCACCUCUGUCCGAACUCUCUCUUCUCUCCCUGACCCUGCCAGCCUCCGUCGGUUUCUCUCUCGGUUCCCUUUCAUCGAUCCAUUCCCUCCUGAUUCCUAAACAAACUGCUGCUGCGCGCCCGGCUGCAGGAGCGAGCCACCGAUCCAGGACCGUCUCGGUUGUUUUGGCCUUGGUUGACUUGGAUUGAUCGGCCAUGUUCGUCAGGAAGCUUGUCGAGAAGGCCUCCAAGAAGCACGGCAGCGUUACCGGCGGGCUGCGCGCCGAGGACGUGAGCCCGCGGCUCGCCUUCCACUACGGCGUCCCCGCCGACGCCGCCCUCCUCGCCUACGACCCCAUCCUCCACGUCCUCGCCGUCGCCACCAGGAAUGGGCAGAUCAAGCUGUUCGGCCGGGACAACACGCAGGCGCUGCUCCAAUCCCCCUCCCCUGUCCCCUCCAAGUUCUUGCAGUUUGCCGAUGGCCAGGGGGUUCUCCUGAAUGUGAACACGCAGAAUCAGAUCGAGGUUUGGGACAUCGACACAAAGAAAUUGUGUUUUCUGCAUCCUCUAGAGAAGCAAAUAACCGCAUUUGCCGUGCUACAGAAGAGCUUCUACAUAUAUGUAGGAGAUAGUGUCGGAAAUGUAUCCCUGUUGAAGCUUGACUUGGAUCAGAGAUGCCUAUCUGACAUGCCAUAUUGCAUUCCUUUUGCUGAAUCUUAUGGUUCCACGGCAAAUGUGCGUAAUGAGGUAGAAGUUUCAUUUCUUUCGCCACAACCUUUGGCUGAAUAUAACAGGCUGCUCAUUAUCUUCAAAGAUGGGGUUAUUACUUUGUGGGAUAUUAAGACAAGCAAAGGGAUAUUUGUAUCUGGUAGAACUAUGCAACAACAAUCACACCAGGAGGAGAAAAAUGUAACAUCAUCAUGUUGGGCUUGUACCAAGGGAAGUAAAAUUGCUAUUGGUUAUGACAGCGGUGAUAUCUAUCUUUGGGCUAUUCCUGACAUUUUAAGUGCACAAAAUUCCUCAUCUUCGAGUAAUCAGAAUCUACCUCUUCAGAGGCUUAACCUUGGAUACAAGCUAGACAAGGUGCCAAUAGUCUCUUUGAGAUGGGUCGCUAGUAACGAAAAGUCUGGACGUUUGUAUAUUAAUGGGUUCAGCCCAGAAGCAUACCUAUAUCAGGUACUGAUUCUGAAUGAAGAGAGUGAAUCCCGAAUUGUAAAGAUGGUAUUACCCUUCACAGAAGCUUGUCAAGGAAUGGAGCUUGUUACAGGGCUUAGCGACCCAAAUAAGCACAGACAAACUGUUCUUGUUCUCCUGUUGAAAUCUGGACAAAUCUAUUUAUAUGAUGAUUCAGAAAUCGAGCGCUACCUCCUUCAUUCUCAGUCUAGAUCACCACCAACACUUCCAUAUCAUUCAUCUGUAAAACAACCGUAUAGUGAUUCAGGCAUUAACAUUGCAAAGUUUUAUACAACCGGCCCCACAGGACUAGCUUCUUUGGAGGAGGAUUAUUUUUCAUCAUCCGUUUCCAAAUAUCCAUGGUUGCUUUCAAUGAAGGAUAAAGGUCAGAUUUCCGCAAGUUCUACCAACAUCCAUAAGACCAGAAACCUCUAUAUAACCGGACAUAUUGAUGGAACCAUAAGCUUUUGGGAUGCAUCAUGUCCUCUUUUGCUGCAGAUUUUUACGAUAAAGCCACAGAACGAAGACAAUGCAGCAAGUGGCACCCGUAUUACAUCAUUGCAGUUCGAUAUGCCCUCCAGUAUUCUUAUAUCUGGGGAUCAGAGUGGAACAGUCCGCAUAAUCACAUUCAAAAAGGACUCCGGUGACAAUAUAUUAUCCUUUUUACACGCAAAACAAGGGGAUAACAAUAAUGUCAGAAGUAUAAAGCUCAAAGGAGCUGUGACCUCAACCUCUAUGAUCUCUAACUCGAAGCAUUUUGCUGUUGGAACAGAAAAAGGAAUUAUAUCAGUUAUCAAAAUAGAAGAUGCUACUAUAUUGUAUCAAAAACAGCUUGAGUGUCGGGUAUCUGGUGGAAUUGCCUCUCUGCAAUUUGAACUCUAUAGCCAUAAUGGCUACGAUAAGGAUCUUUUGAUUGUGGGGAUGGAAGAUUCUUCUAUUUCUGUUUUGGAAGAAGAAACUGGAAAACUUUUGAACGCUAACCCUGUUCAGACAAACAGACCCUCAAGAGCCCUUCUGUUGCAGACAUUGGAGUUAUCUCCAAAUGAUGCAUCAGUAUCUGAUAACCAAAAUGCAGCAUUGAAGGAAUGGUUGUUGUUGCUUUGCACUGAAAAUGCAAUCCGCUUAUUUUCCUUGAGCCAUGCGAUUCAGGGAAUGAAAAAGAUAACCAAUAAGAAGAAAUUAAAUGGUAGUUGUUGUUUUGCAUCUCUUAUCCAUAGUCCUUCUAACAUUGGACUUGUACUAGUCUUCUCCAAUGGAAAAGUUGAAAUAAGAUCCCUCCCAGAUUUAUCAUUGCUAAAGGAAUCCUCUUUGCGAGGUUUUGUGUAUUCAAAAAACUUGAAUUCCUCUAGUUCCAUGACAUGUUCAUCUGAUGGAGAAAUGAUCUUGGUUAAUGGAGAGGAGACCUACUUUUUCUCUACUCUUUGUCAGGAUGAUAUCUACAGGCAUGUAGACAAUAUUAAUACGGUGUACAGAAAAGACCACUUGCCAAGGGAAGAACCUUCCUAUGUAGUGAAGUCUCCCAAAGAAAAGAAAAAGGGAAUAUUUGGAAUGAUUAUGAAAGACACUAAAGGAAAUAAAGCUAAAGAGAGUGAUGCCAUUAGCAAUGAACAGUUCACCAUGACAACUUGUGAAGAACUGGCUUCAGUAUUCUCAUCGGCUAACUUUACUCCACCAUCUGAGAGAAGAAACAGUUCACUGAAAGAUGAUGAAAAUAUUGAGCUAGACAUAGAUGAUAUCGACAUCGAAGACAACACACAGAAGCAGAAAGGACCACACUUCCCAGGACUAAGCAAACAGAAACUCAGCAAGGGGUUCCAAACUCUUAGAGGAAAAUUGAAGCCCAGAACAGAAGAAAAGGUGAAUUCAGGGAAUACGAAACCUGAAGAUGAACCAUCGAUUAGACAAGUCGACCAGAUAAAGAUGAAGUAUGGAUAUGCAACAACUGAUGACUCAACCAGUGUUCCAAAAAUGAUAGGGAACAAGCUGCAGGAGAACAUCAAAAAGUUGGAGGGCAUUAAUCUUAGGUCUGCAGAUAUGGCUCAUGGUGCUCAAUCCUUCUCGGCAAUGGCAAAGGAGUUGCUGCGGAACACAAAGAACGAGAAAGGCUCGUCAUGACGUCAUAGCAAUGCCUAUAUUCAUUUCACCCGCUCAUGUUGUAAAGUCCUCUUCAUCUAUGUGGAUUUGACCAAGCUCAACUACAUGAAAAUAUUGUAGUGUUGCCUUGCAACGAUUUUGUUGUAAAUAACAAAUAUAGGAUCAUAGUGGGAACCAUACGUCAUUUGCCAGAUCUUGUGUAAACUUUCUUGCUUUGCAUCUGGCGAGGUUGAAAGCUCCCCCUGCUGCUUUCCUAAUCCCAA